CGCACGCGGAAGUGGACAAUCAAUUUCCUUUUCCUAUAAUUUUUCAAAUAAACAUUUGAUAAAGUUCGUAAGAACUCAAAAAUUGUUUUGAAAAUUUGUUUUUUGUUCCAAAUACUCGCGGUUACUUUAAUUCGUGCCUGAUAAAAUGGAAGUGACGGACUUAAAUGAAUUGCUGAGUGUGCGUUCAAUUAAAAUGGAAACGGGAAAUAAUUUCGUUGAUGACGAAAAUGUUGACGACGGUGAUGCCUUAUCCAUAAUUCCCCAAUAUGUAACAGAGUCAGACUUGGGUCUAAUUCAAACUGGUUCAGAGAUCUUAGAAGCUGCACCAUUGGAAGUUUUUGCAGAUACACCAGAAGAUGAAGAUGCUCUUCCAGGCACAGAUACUUUUGAAGAAAUAGUACAAAUAAUGGAUAUCAGAACAAGGUUGUCACAGUUAAGGACAAUGUUGGAGCAAAGACUGAAUUUAAAUCUAUCUGAUUAUACUUUUUGGCUGCAAGAUGCAAAAAUGUUGGAGAGCCACAAAACACUAGUCGAGCAAUGUAUAAGAGGAUCAGGCGUUGUUCAAGUAAACAUACAACUUCACCCAGCUCAGAAAAAGAUUAAUAUCGUUGAUGUUUUAAAACCUGAUGAUGAAUUACUGCAAUUACCGACGGUUGAAGAUGACCUCGAAACAGAACCAGUCCCCAUACCAGAAACGCACAUAGCUGAAGAAGUAGAAACUGUUCAAGAAAUGGAAACUAAUGAGGCGGAGGUGUCUCCGCCACACGCAGUAGCUGUGAAAUGGUUUGUGGAUGAACACUUCAAAUCUGAACAUGCUAAGGCGAAAAUACCAGAUGAUCCUUUGAAUUGGUCGGUACAACACGUCAAGCUCUGGAUACAAUGGGCCGUGCGUCAAUUCAAUUUGACAGGUGUAAAACUCUCCGCGUGGAAUAUAACGGGACGGGAUCUUUGUAAUAUUACACAUUUGGAUUUUAAAGAAAAAGUUCCAUCCGAUCCAGGUGAUCUAUUUUGGACGCAUUUAGAACUUUUAAGGAAAUGUAAAUUUAUUGCUGUGAUACAAAAUAACGAAGCGCCUCAAACCAAAGAAGUAUUAGGAACUCCACAAUGCGCUAUCAAGAGGAAACCAAAUAAGGUAAUAAUAUGUCCGCCAAAUAGUGAAGACUGGUCCCGUAUGUCGCCUAGAACGGGCAAUAACGGGCAAGUGCAAUUAUGGCAGUUCCUGCUCGAGCUGCUCACCAGCGCUGAACACUAUGACCUUAUACGGUGGGAAGGUACGAGUGGCGAGUUCAAGCUCUUGGAUCCCGAAAGAGUAGCCACCUUAUGGGGUAUAAGGAAACACAAGCCGGCGAUGAAUUAUGAGAAAUUAUCGCGCGCUCUACGAUACUACUAUGACGGGGACAUGAUCGCCAAAGUACCUGGAAAGAGGUUCGUCUACAAAUUUGUCUGCGAUUUGCGGCAAUUAUUAGGAUACGAUGCAGCGGAGCUGGCCGAACUAGUUAAGGAGCUACACGAUACAAUGAUAAACUCAUAGUAAGGUUUACUCACGUUAAAAUUGUUACCGAUGUUAUGUUUGGUUAAGUUUUUUAAAUGUGUUCGGUUCUGUUUGCGAUAUAUUUAUAUAACAAUAUGUUAAAAAUCUCAAAUCGAGUGGAAAAUAAACGGAAAUGCAGUGUAUAUAAAUGGAGGUAGUUUAAAAGACAGAUGUCAUGUCGCAUUUGGUUGUGAUUGGUCGAAGGCUACAGCAUAAAAAUGCCAAUAAAUAAUUAUAAUUUAACUAAUUGAAAAAAUUAUAACUAUUUUAAAAAAAUUGCAUUCGUUUCUAUCUGGUCUUGCGCAGAAUUGGAAAGUGUUAAGUAGCGAAAUUUGCGACUGAUUCUAAUAAUAAUAAUUGAAUCAAUUUAAAACUUUUAUUAUAUUAUUGUUUCUGUGGUCAUACAAUUUUUUUUACAUGUUUUGUGCACUGUAGGCCUCCUACGUGUUCCAGCUCUCUACGCUUCUUUCUAUCUCUGGAAUCUCUUGACCAUACAGCAUCCAGUACAGACAUAUUCUAUGUUUGAUGACAAAAAUAUAAUCCUUUCCUAAUAUUUCCUGGUACUCAACGCCUCAUAAAUUUGUAUAGAAAGUAUUUGUUUUGCGUAAGUGGGACACGCAUGUCGAAAAGUGAUUUUGUCUCAAGCCAUGUGUAUGCUGGAUUAUCAUGAACCCAUAGUCUUUUAGGUCUUCCAACCUUCCUAGUGAGUUGCGACACAAUUAGUUAGACCAAUCACAGUCGAAUUUUAUACGAUAGCUGAUCAUUACAUCGAAAUAUAUAUAGUUAAUUUCGAAAACGCUUUAACUCUACCUGAUUAUUUUAAAUAUUGUUAAUUAUUAUAGGUUUAUUAAGGCACAAAUGCAUGAUCAUUGUUCAACACCUCGAUAUUGCUAAUAAAAGAAUUCGAGGUGACUUCAUUAUGACAAAUCUGGAAAAUAACGUAUUUCGUAUAGUUUAAUCGAUAUGUAUACUCGAUGUGCGAUGCGACGUUGCUGCAUUCAAGGUCCGUUACGUCAAAAUCCUAUUUAUUUUUGACACAUUUAUAAGUCUCAACUUAGAACCUUACCUCGUGUGUUUUUACCCGGCAAAAAUGUAUCAAUCAUGUCAAUAGUCUCUAGUCCAUGCCCGUUGACACGUUACGUCUGAUUGACGAAUGACAGUUGACGCGUCUUGCGUCAUUCGUUUUAGAUUCUCACAGAUUAUAUUUUCUCACAAUAUGAGCGCAAAAUUGCACAAGGAUGUGAGCGUCAGGAUUUUGUUUAAAAAAAAUGAUUUUUUUUUCUAAUUAAAAGCGAAUCUGAGGAAAUGACAGUUAAGUUAACAAAGCCGUCUAACCGUCCUUUAAAUUUACACAAAUUGGGUUCGACAUGCACAUAUAAUAAUGUGAUUCACAAACGCUAUAAGUAAAUUAUUGCACAGACUUGUGUAAUUGGAUAACAAACACGCGUUAUUAGUGGUUAUAGAUUAAGUGAAUAUGUAAAUAUGUACAAAUAAAUUUUAUAAUUGUU
Messenger RNA from Pieris brassicae (large cabbage white), 3039 nucleotides. It is a transcript of the gene Ets97D, whose product is annotated as DNA-binding protein Ets97D. Bases 146 to 1531 code for a protein of 461 amino acids. The record is from RefSeq and is a predicted model, not a curated record. Lineage: Eukaryota; Metazoa; Arthropoda; Insecta; Lepidoptera; Pieridae. The transcript is spliced from 11 exons. Gene Ontology annotation, cellular component: nucleus. Gene Ontology annotation, molecular function: sequence-specific DNA binding; DNA-binding transcription factor activity, RNA polymerase II-specific. Gene Ontology annotation, biological process: regulation of transcription by RNA polymerase II; cell differentiation.